Messenger RNA from Lactuca virosa, 978 nucleotides. The record is from the annotation of a GenBank genome assembly. NCBI's taxonomy places the organism in Eukaryota, Viridiplantae, Streptophyta, Magnoliopsida, Asterales, Asteraceae.
AUGGGAAGGAAGGAAGAACGGAGGCAGGAAGGGAGUUGCACCUCUGGUUCACUGUUGAUCGGAGGAACGUCAUCAACACUUAUCUUGGCUGAAGAAGAGAGAAGAUCGAAGGCAAACACGAGAGCAGCGAUCUCCAACGGACCUUCAUCUUCUAUCGGGAGGAGGGUACAAGUGGUGAAAAUCGACAUGAGCCAUCGAGGGGGCUGCUCUGGGGCUCAUUUCUUCUGUUUCUUUUCUCGUCACCGACUUUGGAGUCGCGCAUCAGGAACAAUGACCGAGGUGGGGUAUCUACGGUUGAUCUUUGAAAGAACGAAGGGCCACAUGCGAGGAGACUACGACCUUGGGUUCACCGGAAAAUCACUCACCUCCGGUGGCGCUUUCUUGGCAGAAACGGAGAAGAGAAGGAAGUUCAAAAGAAGUGUUCGGAAGCAAAAGGAAGCAGAAGAAGCUAUCGGGAGCUUGGGAAUCAAAGAAAGAAGAAAAGAGCCAAAAACCAAGAAGGACUCGGUGAGUUGACCCUUGACUCGACGAGUUCCCACGAACAUACUCGAAGCAGAAGAGUCAUUGCCUUGCCGUACACGGGGGUUUAAUGAGAGACUCGACGAGUCAGUCACUGGACUCGACGAGUCGCCUCUAAUCUAUAAAAAAGGUCUUUCAUAUCGAUACGGGACUUUUGGGGUGGAGAGAAAAAAUCCUUGGAGGAAAGCUACGAUUAGAAGACCUGCUAAGGCGCUGGAAGUCAGAGAAUCAACCCUAGAUCCAAUUUUGAGAAGAAUCAAGGCAAAUUCAAGUCCAUUCUUACUUAUUCUUUAAGUUGAACUAUGUUUGAGCUACUUGACUUCGUUUUUUUAUCUUAGUUUUACUGUAAUCAUGAGCUAAAACUAUUAUCUUCUGUUUAGGAUAGAUGACUUUAUGAUUAUGGUAUGAUUUUAUGGUUGGAUUACUUUAAUUUGGUGAUUAUGUUUUGUUAAGCUUGUU